Messenger RNA from Phytophthora nicotianae INRA-310, 5951 nucleotides. RefSeq lists its product as hypothetical. The transcript has a single exon. Gene Ontology annotation, molecular function: lipid carrier activity; ABC-type transporter activity; ATP binding. Bases 1 to 5847 code for a protein of 1948 amino acids. Gene Ontology annotation, biological process: transmembrane transport; lipid transport. Lineage: Eukaryota; Oomycota; Peronosporomycetes; Peronosporales; Peronosporaceae. Gene Ontology annotation, cellular component: intracellular membrane-bounded organelle; membrane. The record is from RefSeq and is a predicted model, not a curated record.
AUGGCGGACGUGAAACCAGGAGGGGCGAGUCGCCCUCGCCCCGGAAGCCGGAACUUCCUGACGACACAGCAGACUUUGCUGUCAAAGAGCUGGUUGUUGAAAAAGCGUCACUGGGUGGCUAUGCUGCUAGAGAUUUUCCUGCCUGUGAUCUUUAUCCUUCUCAUCACGGCUCUCAAGGCACUUUCGGACGACGUACAAGUUCCUGCCGGUUGGAGUAGUACUGCUUCGGAGAAGUCCUUCUCGCUUAUGCAGAACGGAUAUCUCGUUCAAGAACCGACACUCAACGGGCUCAUGGCGUAUCUGGGGCUACGUACUGCAGCUGAACUGCACAACACAACUGGAGUAUCAACUGACGACCAGCAGGCCUGUGCCUUCAGUGUGGGCUACGGUGGGUUCGUCAGCACGGACACUACUUCAGCAUUUUCUGUACUUGAAUCGUGCCGAAACUACGUGACGCCGUACAAAUUAGCCAUAGCUCCCGAUACCGACUUCACGCGCAAAUAUUUCUUCGAGGCUGUCAAAACGUGGUACCCUCGCGUGGUUGUCGAUGCCGCCGCUGACGUGGCAUUGCCGAGUCUUGAAGACAGUGUAGUUUUCUUCGACUCUGAAGAUUCUUUAGAGUCUUACAUCGGAAAAGUUGGCUACGGCAAGUCCUUCGAGACACCGAUCAUUUAUGCUGCGUUGGUGUUCGAUGAAUACCCAGAAGAUGAGGAUAUCGGCACGUACCAGUCGAUUGAGUACUCGGUGCGCAUGAACUCAACGUUGGGGAGGGGAGGUUCAUCUGGUGCUGUCCCUCGUACUCUUGGAGAUCCGGCGUUUGAAGCUCCGUUCCAGCGCACCAUUGAGCAGACUUACUACACCUCCUACGCGUCGCAGGGUUUCAUGACGUUGCAGACGCUCGUCGCUCGCUUCGUUAACUGCAUGCCUGCAUGGGACACGAAGACGAAGAGCACCACCGGUAUUUGCACGCAGAAACUAUCCAUAGCAGUGAAUAGCACAGAGAACGAUGCUCGACUCUUUCAUGCUGUGGACGGCGAUGUGCUGUUGAACGCUGGGUUGUCCGCUGCGUUUGGCUCUACAGGUACGACGUGGCAAACUCUGCUAUCAACGGCUGCCAAAGAGCAGCUUCUUGUUCCCUUGCGCCAGGCUCCACAGCCUUAUUUUGCAACAACUGUGGCUCCUUUUCCGAUUGACAGCUUCCUCUCGGCCCCGUUUUACGACCAAGUUAGCUCAGUCUUCCCACUUGUGUUCGUGUUGGCGUACCUGUAUGCUAUCUCGCGUGUGCUCGUAGUGCUUAUCCAGGAGAAAGAGACUCGCUCACGGGAAUACCUCAAGAUCCUCGGCAUGUCCGAGAGUGCGAUCAUCCUGGCCUGGUACAUCACAUACUUGAUCAUCUUCGUCCUGAGUGCCAUCGCACAAGCGAUCGCAAGCAGCGCUGGACUCUUCCCGAAUAGCGAUCCAGUGCUGAUCUUCAUCUUCUUCCUGCUCUUCUCGCUCAGUGUACUCUCCUUUGGCUUUUUCAUGAGUACGCUCUUCUCCCGUUCGCGUACAGGUUCUUUCGCUGGAAUGGUGCUCUUCUUCUUCAUGUACUUUGUGUCGAGUGGGUUCUCAUCGACAUCGUCAAUUGGUUCCAAGACUGGAGCUUGUUUGCUUCCACCUGUGGCGUUGGCUUUCGGAGUUCAGACACUGGCUACAGCAGAGUCGACGGGUGUUGGUAUGAGCUUCGCAUCGUCCAGUACAGUUGUCAACAAUUUCAAGUUCGGGUCUGCAAUUGGGAUGCUCUUCUUCGACAUUUUCCUUUACACGAUUGUUGGGCUGUAUCUCGAGCGGGUGAUUCCGCGUGAGUACGGCACUGUCGAGAAAUGGUACUUCCCGUUUCAGCCCAGCUAUUGGAUGAACGCUGUACGCUCGAGGAGUAGCAAGAGCAAGGUCAAUGACGUAGCAAAUAAUGUUGUCAACGGUAGCCAUGCCAUACUGGACAUCCAGAAUCCCAACAUGGAGGAAGCCAGCGAGGAUUUACUCCACCAAGAGCGCUCGGGUGAGGCUCUUGUGAUCCGAGAUAUCAAGAAGGAGUUCCCCGUACCGGGAGGAGUCAAAUACGCUGUUCGUGGCGUAAGUCUUGCCAUGUACAAGGACCAGAUCACGUGCUUGCUGGGUCACAAUGGUGCUGGUAAAACCACGCUCAUUUCGAUGCUCACGGGUAUGAUCGCGCCUUCGUCGGGAGAUGCAUCAUUCCGUGGACUGUCACUCAUGCACGACAUGGGAGAAAUUCGUCAAUCCUUGGGGCUCUGUUUCCAGCACGACGUGCUUUACGGUGAACUCACAGUCGAGGAACACUUGCUUUUCUAUGGACGAGUGAAGGGCUAUCGCGGUGCUGCACUCCGAGAAGAGGUGAAUACCAAGAUCACCGAAGUGGGGCUUACUGAAAAGCGCCACGUGUUUGCUGGUUCUCUCUCGGGCGGCAUGAAGCGAAAGUUGUCGGUUGCCAUUUGUUUGCUGGGCGACAGCUCACUGGUGUUUCUGGACGAGCCCACGAGUGGUAUGGACCCUUACAGUCGACGCAGCACCUGGGAGAUCCUGCUUAACAACCGUGCCAACCGUGUGAUGGUGCUCACAACGCACUUCAUGGACGAAGCUGACAUUCUGGGAGAUCGAAUUGCCAUUAUGGCAGAAGGACAGCUUCGGUGCUGUGGGUCUUCCCUCUUCCUGAAGAAUCGCUACGGUGCCGGAUACAACUUCACGUUGGUCAAGAGUAGUGAUCCCGCUGCACCUUGCAAGGAAGCGUUACUGCAGUCACUGAUCACAGCUCGGGUGCCUGCAGCCAAGGUACUCAGCAAUGUCGGUGCUGAAAUCGCGUUCCAGCUUCCACUGGAUAGUACUGCUUCCUUUCCACAGCUUUUUGAGGAACUGGACGAGAGAAUGCGUGACAUCGGCGUGCUGUCGUACGGCAUUUCAGUCACGACACUCGAGGAGGUGUUCAUCAAAGUGGCCGAAGCCAGCGACGAAGCCAACCAGCACACGCUUAACAAAAACGGCGCCAGUGCCAACGCCGCUGAUGGUGCUUUGCCACCAGGUGGUCCAUCCAUCGCAAACUUAACUGGCAUCACCAUGUUUCUCGUACACUUGUCGGCGCUGUUGCUCAAGCGUUUCCGGAUCGCAAAGCGUGAUCGCCGCGUUAUUAUCUUCAGCGCUUUGUUACCCGUGACACUGCUUGCUGCCGGAUUUAUCAUCUUGAAGACCAGCGCACUCACGCGAUCCGAUGUAAAACUUGCGCUUAGUACCGAAGACUUCGAGACUAAAUUGCCCAGUGUACCAUACUUUUGCGAAGCUGACGGUUCUCAGUGGUGCUCCAAGACUUUGGCUUCGCUCUUUACCGGUGGCGAAGCCUCCCCCUUCACAAGUACCGACAUUUCUUCUCCUCCAUACACAAAAUGGCCGACUUCGGUGUUCAAUGUGAGCUACGCAGAAGCAGAUCUCGCAAGUUCAAGCAAUCCUCAUAGCAACGAGUAUUGUCUGCGUAUAAGCGACAAGAUUUAUCAGCGCGCCUUUGGAAAGACCGACGAUGAAAUGACCAAGGUCACGCAAACUCCCGUGAAGGGCCAAUACGGUGGCUAUCUUGUCCAUGCCUCUGGAACUGAGCAAAUGUUUGGUUAUCACCUCUUCGUGAACACGACCGCAGCGCAUGGAGCUGUCAUCUUCAAGGCCUUGAUGGACCAAGCUCUAUAUCGCUUCAUGGCAGGAGGAGAUACUGACGUGACGCUCAAGGCAAACACGUACCCUCUGCCCAUGACAGCAGCUACACAAGCGCUCUUUGGGUCGUUCCUGGCAUUUACAGCGUGCAUCUUCAUCGUCAUCGCCUUCGCUUUCUUCCCAGCUUCCAUUGUCGGGUUCCUCGUGAAAGAAAAACAGUCCGAACACAACUCCAAGCACCAACAGCUUGUUUCAGGUGUGAGUCUACCAGCGUUUUGGCUGGCUAAUUAUCUCUGGGACUUGUUCACGUACAUUGUCCCGUUCAUCGCAGCGAUUGUGCUCAUCCAGAUCUUUGACAUCGCAGCUUUUACUGGCAAUGACUGCGUGAGCUGCACGGGCGAGACAUUCUCUGCUAUUGUGCUGCUCUUCAUCCUCUUUGGACUUGCCAUUUGCCCAUUCACGUACUGCCUCUCGUAUUUCUUCAAGGAACACGCAUCUGCUCAAACGUACACCAUCAUGACCAACUUCCUGUUGGGUGUGGUGUUGAUGGUGGUCUCCUUUAUCUUGGACGUUGUGAGUGACAGCAGCAGCGACGCGAACAAAGUGCUCAAGUUUUUUUGGCGCCUCAGUCCGCUCUUCAAUCUGGGGAGUGCACUGCUCAACCAGUGCCUCAGUGAGAUUGGGGCUGCGUUCGGACGGACCUCGGAGCCGAUUAGUCCUUUCAAGAUGGAUGUCAUGGGGUGGGAGCUGCUGUACUUGGCUCUGGACUCGAUCAUCUUCUUCACCAUUGCCGUCGGUAUCGACUUCUUGCUCAGCUUCCCCAAGAUCAAAGCCGCUAUCUUCAAAGACCCCGUUCUAAAAGAUGCACCGUAUGAAGAGGACGAAGAUGUGGCCCGUGAGGCUGAACGUGUACGAAAUGGUGGGGCCGACGGCGACGCUGUGAAGCUACUAGGGAUCCGUAAAGUGUACAAGGGCAAUAAAGUGGCCGUGCGCAAUUUGUCGUUUGGUCUUCCCAAGGGCGAAUGCUUCGGCUAUCUGGGUAUUAACGGCGCUGGAAAGACCACCACAAUGAAGAUGAUGACUGGUGAUAUUCUCCCGACGUCGGGCAGCGGGACACUUGGUGGCUUCGACAUCCUGAGCGAGCAACUGGAGGUACGUCGUCUGAUCGGCUACUGCCCGCAGUUCGACGCUCUCUUUGAGCUGAUGACAGUGCGAGAGCACCUUGAGUUGUUUGCUCGCAUUAAGGGCGUGGCGAGAGCGGAUCUGAACAACGUGGUGAAGUCCCUCAUGCACCAAAUGAACUUGGACGACUUCGAGAACAAGCUGGCUGGCACGUUGAGUGGCGGCAACAAGCGCAAGCUCUCCGUCGCUAUCGCCCUGAUCGGAUCGCCUCCCAUUAUCUUCUUGGACGAGCCCUCGACAGGCAUGGAUCCGGUCUCUCGUCGCUUCAUGUGGAACGUCAUCGCUGCCAUUUCCACACAACGGAAGGAAUCGACGAUCAUCCUCACCACGCACAGCAUGGAAGAGUGCGAGGCGCUGUGUACUCGUGUUGGUAUCAUGGUGGGUGGUCGACUGCGUUGUCUUGGCAGUGUGCAGCACUUGAAACAUCGCUUCGGUGAUGGCCUCAUGCUCGAAUUGAAGCUUAAAGGGACACCGACACACGACAUUGCAGCCCGCGUAGCGUCCGUAUUCGGCGGUAGUGCUCCGACGACGACAUUCCCUCGAGAAGAGCUGCGGGCCAAAUGUGAGGCGCUUGGUGAUGCAUCCUGGGCAGAUAAGGUUGUGAUGAACCAUGCCACCGGGUAUGCAUUGGCCGCGGCGCUGGAGCGCGAUGGAACGUUGCGACUGGGCAUGCUUUGCGCGUGGUGGGCUGCUGAGGAGCGAUUCCUGUCGCUGGAUGAAUUCUUGCGCGAAAGCUUUGCUGUUAACGCCAACACUGGUGUGAAGCUUCUUGAACGGCAGAAUGAUCUGUGUCGCUAUAAGCUCACGGGUCAAGUCCCGCGGCUGGCGAGCGUGUUCCGAUGCGUUGAAGGCAGCAAGCAGCAGCUAGGAAUCCGCGAGUACGCUGUCUCGCAGACCACACUUGAGCAGAUCUUCAACAACUUCGCCGGCCAGCAGAGCGAGGAGAAGGGCGUGGCACGUGGUAUCGGCGGCUAGACACGUCAAACAUAACCAAUUCAUACUCAUCAAUUGAUUCUUCUCUAAAAGAAAUUAUUGACGCGCGUUCAAAAUAAUCGAUUAUCUUGAGGAGGAGCUUGGAA